CACAUGUUCCUCCCUUGAGAAGUAGAGGGUGAAGGAAGAGCAGCCACUCUGUUCUCUCUCCUUUUCUUCUCCCUUCGCCGCGCCUACCUGCCUGGUUCCUCCCGCAGCAUGUCCAAGAACCUCCACCCAACCAUGGACCCCACAAAAAUGGGGGUCGGACGGUCCAUUGCCGUGCUGACGUCAGGAGGAGACGCCCAAGGUAUGAACGCUGCUGUGAGAGCCACAGUCAGAGUUGGUCUUUACACUGGAGCUAAAGUCUACUUUGUUCAUGAGGGUUACCAGGGCCUGGUGGAUGGAGGGGAAAACAUUCGCCCCGCCACAUGGGAGAGUGUGUCCAUGAUGCUUCAGCUGGGAGGCACUGUUAUCGGCAGCGCCCGCUGCAAGGACUUCAGGACCAGGGAGGGUCGUAUGAAGGCAGCCCAGAACCUGGUGAAGCUGGGCAUCACCAACCUGUGUGUGAUCGGAGGUGAUGGCAGUCUGACUGGAGCCAACCAGUUCAGGACUGAGUGGAGCGGACUGCUGGUUGACCUGGUCCGAGCUGGUAAGAUCACAGAAGAAGAAGCCAAGAAAUCUUCCCACCUGAACAUUGUCGGCAUGGUCGGCUCCAUUGAUAAUGACUUCUGCGGCACAGACAUGACCAUCGGCACCGACUCUGCCCUGCACCGCAUCAUCGAGGUGGUCGACGCCAUCACCACAACAGCACAGAGCCACCAGAGGACGUUCAUCCUGGAGGUGAUGGGCAGACACUGUGGGUACCUGGCCCUGGUGACGGCUCUGGCCUGUGGUGCCGACUGGGUGUUUAUUCCAGAGAUGCCGCCAGAUGACGGCUGGGAGGACCACUUGUGCAGGAGACUGACAAACCAAAGGGCCCGAGGUUCUCGUCUGAAUGUGAUCAUUGUAGCUGAAGGUGCGAUGUCCAGAGAAGGCAAACCGAUCACGUCUGACCAGAUCAAAAAGCUGGUGACCGACAGGCUCGGCUUCGAUACUCGCACCACAGUUCUUGGACACGUGCAGAGAGGUGGCACGCCCUCCGCCUUCGACAGAAUCCUGGGCAGCAGGAUGGGUGUGGAGGCAGUGAUGGCACUGAUGGAGGCCACCCCAGACACUCCUGCCUGCGUGGUCAGCCUGUCCGGAAACCAGGCAGUCAGACUGCCGCUCAUGGAGUGUGUGCAAGUGACCAAAGAUGUGACCGCUGCCAUGGCUGAGGGCAGAUUUGAAGAUGCCAUCAAGCUCAGGGGAAAGAGUUUUGAGAACAACUGGAACACAUACAAACUGCUGGCUCACAUCAACCCCCCAGAUGUUAAGAGUAACAUCAAUGUGGCCAUCAUGAACAUUGGUGCUCCCUGUGCUGGUAUGAACGCAGCGGUCCGUGCAGCAGUCAGGAUGGGCAUCAUCCAGGGUCACACCAUGCUGGCUGUCCAUGACGGCUUUGACGGUCUGGCUCAAGGACAGAUUGAGCCCAUUACCUGGACUACAGUUAGUGGCUGGACUGGAAAGGGAGGUUCAGUGUUGGGCACCAAGAGAACUCUGCCAGCUAAAAUGUUGGAGGAAAUCAGCCAGAACAUCGCCAAGUUCAACAUCCAUGCCUUGGUGAUCAUUGGUGGAUUUGAGGCCUAUGUGGGAGGCCUGGAGCUGGUUCAGGCCAGAGAGAAAUAUGAGGAGAUGUGCAUUCCCAUGGUGGUGAUCCCUGCCACUGUCUCCAACAACGUCCCUGGCUCCGACUUCAGCAUCGGCGCUGACACUGCCCUCAACACCAUCACCUCUACCUGUGACAGGAUCAAGCAGUCUGCAGCAGGGACCAAGCGCCGAGUGUUCAUCGUUGAGACUAUGGGUGGAUACUGUGGCUACCUGGCCACCAUGGCCGGUCUGGCUGCCGGUGCCGACGCUGCUUACAUCUUUGAGGAAAAAUUCAAUAUUAAAGACCUGGAGGUGAAUGUAGGGCAUCUUCUGGAGAAGAUGAAGACAACAGUGAAGAGAGGUUUGAUUCUCAGGAAUGAAAAUUCAAACGCCAACUACACAACUGACUUCAUCUUCAACCUGUAUUCAGAGGAGGGCAAAGGCAUCUUCGACUGCCGUAAGAAUGUUCUGGGACACAUGCAGCAGGGUGGAACUCCAACACCCUUUGACAGAAACUUUGGCACAAAAAUGGGAGCAAAGUCUGUUCUGUGGCUGACUGAGAAACUCAAGGAAUGCUACAGACACGGUCGUAUCUUCGCCAACACACCAGACUCUGCCUGCGUGCUGGGCAUGAGAAAGAGGGCGCUCACCUUCCAGCCGCUCGCUGAACUGAAGGAAGACACUGAUUUUGAGCACCGCAUCCCAAAGACACAGUGGUGGCUGAAGAUAAGACCCAUCAUGAAGAUCCUGGCCAAGUACAACAUCAAACUAGACACAUCCGAACACGCCGACAUGGAGCAUGUGAUCAAGAAGAGGAGUCCUCUUGGGAAGUAGACUCAGUCUACAGGGACAGAGCAGAGCAGUUUUUCUGUUCUAUUACAAAGUGUUUUUUCUUGUCCAACUACCUGUCCUCAUGCCUUGGUUAAAGAGCUACUGUCUUACUCUUUGUUAUUGUGAAUGUGAUAAGUGCUUUCUUGUUGAAUUUAGUGUUUUGUGGUACUGCCAGCUCUCAAAAAUGUUCAGUGAAUCAAUUUUGCAGAAGAUGCAAGAUUUCAAGAAACAGAUUAAUCAAAAAAUAAAUAAAUAUAUAUAUAUA
This is a messenger RNA of Lates calcarifer (barramundi perch), 2713 nucleotides long. It is a transcript of the gene pfkma, whose product is annotated as phosphofructokinase, muscle a. Gene Ontology annotation, biological process: fructose 6-phosphate metabolic process; fructose 1,6-bisphosphate metabolic process; canonical glycolysis. The coding region runs from base 109 to 2451 and encodes 780 amino acids. Gene Ontology annotation, cellular component: 6-phosphofructokinase complex; cytoplasm; membrane. The record is from RefSeq and is a predicted model, not a curated record. The transcript is spliced from 22 exons. Gene Ontology annotation, molecular function: fructose-6-phosphate binding; ATP binding; monosaccharide binding. Lineage: Eukaryota; Metazoa; Chordata; Actinopteri; Centropomidae.